ACCCAAAUGCUUAUCUUACAAAUUAUAUUUUUUAACUAUAAUCGCGCCUUCUUUUCAUCUACUUUUUAAUUUGGUUCUAAAAUUCAAAUAUAAAUCAGUUAUGGAUCCAUCACCGAGGCUAACACCUAGUGCGAGACACAUGGUUGUUAAAUAUAUAUCGAGCUGGUCGGUUGAAUCAAUUUUGAUAAUGAACGAAGUUCCAGAUCAGCUCUAUACAAGCAAUUUGGCUUUAAGUCGGGCUUAAUAAACCGAUCGUUUUUAUUGGUGUAAUCGAACAACCGAAUAAGCUAAACAUUUUUUUCCCUAGUUCUCGCAAACACUCCCCUCUCUAUUUUACACUAAAUCCAAAGUAAUUUGAGCCAUCUAAUUUAACCGAUUAAAUUUAAUAAUUCACUUGCUUGACCGAAUCAACAAUUGAACCGGUUUGAUAAUCUUAAUAAGAAGCCUUGGAAUAUUUUUAUUAUUAUUUUAUGGGGUAUCUAAUUAUCUUUAUCUUAUAUCUAAGCAGGCAGUAGGCGCUAAGGCCAAGCUGGGCCCCACGAAGUAACUGCGACGAUAACGUCCAUGCACAUCCGGCGGGAAACAGUGACGUGGAUCUAACGAACCACCAUUGCGCGCCACGUCAAAGUUUCAUAUAUAAUUGCCCGCCUUUUUUCUGGUCCAUGGAUAUGGCCGAUUGGCCGCAUCAAAAUCAAUCCCAUGUGGACAAACUUUUCCAUCUUUGCCCCCUCCCAAAUUUACAUUAUUGAAUUCAAAUUAAGGUUGAAAUGGAAGUCCCAUUUCUUCACAAUCCACGUGUGCUAACCCCCUCAUAUUAUUUUAACGAAUGACUUGAUAAGCAAGGGAUUGUGGAAUGAUAAUAGAAUCGUUACAUUUGGUCGCCUUAAAAUACUGUUGGUUCAUUUUACCAAAGAAUAACAUGAAAAUUUCCUUGUACUUGUACACGAACAAAGUGUUAAAAUAUGAGGGUCUUUAUAUUCAUUUAAUUUGAGUCUUCCUAACAUGAACAAAGUGUAAAAUAUGUCGGUCUUUAUAGUGGGUUGGUUGUUGGAAUAGUUAGAUUGAGUUUUUCUAAUUAUUACGAUUCAAUCCUGACAAUUCGUAUGUUAAAAUUGAUUUAUUUAAAUUUUUAAAGCAUCUAAAAAUCGAUAUAACUCGUGAGGGCUUCGAUUGCCACCGAAGUGGGGUGCAAGAGUGUUGUGAAUAAAUUUAAACAUCCUGAGUCCCUAAUUUAUCGAGAUUUAACUCUGAUGUCGUUACGAAGUUGGAUUGAGUAGAAACUUUUUAUUUAAAAUAUAUAAAUCAGAUAAAAUGAGUAUUUUUAUGUUACAUGGUAAGAUUUAUGUCACUAUUUUAUUAUUCGACGAGUUAAACUAUACUAUUUAUAUAAAAAAAUUUAAGAGAGAUAUACAAAGUUAUUGGUAUUUUAGUCUAUAAUUUGUUUAAAGUUUAAAAGUUUAGUGAAGAUUCAUCAGUAACCCCAAAAAGUUAUCCCCAAAAAAUAAAACAGAAUAAGACUCUCUUUUUGUCCCCUUCACUUCUAUUUAUUGUAUUCAGCCAUUUCCAGCCACUCCAGUUUUCAAGAGCACCAAGAAAACAACGGCUGACUGUUAGCGAGAGAGAGAAAGAGCUCCGAGCCCAUUGGUACGCAGCAAAAACAAUGGCGGUCAGGACAAAUCUAACGAAGAACCUUUUCUCAGCUCUCAGCGGCAGGAUCCUCAACCCCCUGAGAUCCGGACACGGCGGAUAUUCCAAUCCGCUUCCAGCUGCGGCGGCGGCCUAUUCCUCUUCCGCCGCUGCCGCUCUGGAAACUGCAGGGCCCGAGCCGUUCGACCUUUUGGGAGUGAAAGAGUACGAGGAUUACAGGAGGUCUCUGUACGGCGACGUCACCCACAAGGCUCUUCUUGUUGACGCCGUCGGCACUCUCGUCGUUCCUUCUCAGCCCAUGGCUCAGAUAUACAAACAAAUUGGGGAGAAAUAUGGAGUGAAUUGCUCGGAAGAUGAGAUACUGAAUCGAUACAGAAGGGCUUAUGAACAGCCCUGGGGUAGAUCUCGUCUCAGAUAUGUUAGUGAUGGCAAACCAUUCUGGCAACAUAUAGUCACUUCUUCUACAGGCUGCUCGGAUCUACAGUACUUCGAGGAACUUUAUAACUACUACACAACUGACAAGGCUUGGCACCUCAAUGACCCUGAGGCUGGGAAAAUAUUCGAUGCCAUUAGGAAAGCUGGUGUUAAGGUGGCUAUUGUGUCAAAUUUCGACACUCGGCUCAGACCUGUCUUGCGUGCCUUAAACUGUGAGCAGUGGUUCGAUGCCGUAGCAGUUUCAGCUGAAGUGGCUGCGGAGAAGCCUAAUCCGACGAUAUUUCUGAAAGCAUGUGAGCUCUUGGGAGUUAAACCUGAGGAUGCUGUUCACGUUGGGGAUGACCGUAGGAACGAUAUAUGGGGAGCAAGGGAUGCUGGUUGUGAUGCAUGGCUUUGGGGGAGCGACGUACGAUCCUUCAAGGAGGUUGCACGAAGGAUCGGGGUGCGAGUCUAGUCAGUAAUCUGCGUGACAUGGGGAGGUCACAAAUGUACCGGAGGGUUUGCCUUUAGCUACUGCCUUUUAGUCCGUCUUUUCUGUUCAUAGGAAGCAGCUUGUUUGUUGUACAGCGCCCGUGUGUUGUUCUCUGUUCUUGUAGUGUAUAGAUGUUUGCAGGCAAGCAGAAGUUGGAAGGAGGCUUAUUGACGUUGUUGUUGUAGACCUGAAGGCAGAGACUGUUGCACAACCUUUGAAUAAAAUAGGGCCUUAUGUAUGGACUAUGGUGUAAGUUGAAAACUAGUUUCUCUGGUUGGCUAGUAGCUAGUUAAUAUUUAUGUAUGGUGUAGGAUCCCAUCAUUAAGCCCCAAACUUAAGGAGUUUUUAAACUUUGGCUGGCCAAUAGGAAGAGGAGAAAGAAGGGAGGAAGGUAACAAACUAGAAGGGCAAAUGAGUAGUUUGCUUAAUUAUUUAAUGCUAUCAAUAAUAAUAUUUAUUACUGAAAAAAUGAAAAAAUUCUCAAUUCAUUAAAACCUGACAUUAUCUGUUAGUAAAUACUAUUGCAAAACCUUAACAAUGAAAAUUCAAAAUAAAAAAAAUGCUCACACUUUCUGUGAUGAUAUUCCCCCUAAUUUUUCUAGAUUUGUUGAAAUGUAUUCAGUUGCAGUUUUUAUAAUUUUGUGCGUGAAGGUUUUCCAAUUUUGAGAUAAUAUUUAUUGAAUUAAUGUUUUUAGAAGUUUUGGGUACCAAAAUGUAAUUAAAAGCAAGUAAAAUUUUGGGUUAGAUGGAUCGAAAAGAUAUUAUAUUUGGAUUUUGAAGGCAGCAGAUCACGCAGUCGGCCUGAGGCUAUUCUCCAACGAUGAUUGAGUCCAUUAAGCACCGAUUUGGGCGGAUUUAUUCCGGGUCAAUUUUUGGCAGAUUCCAAAGGGGUACCAUCACAGAUUUCGGGCGAUUUAUCCGAAAUGCCAUUUUCUUUCGAUUCUGGAGGCUACAGAUCACGGAAUCAGGCCGAGGCUAUUCUCCACCGAUAAUGAAGUCUAUUGAUCCUAUUCUCCACGGAUGAUAAGUCCGUUAAGCAUCAAUUUGGGCCAAUUUAUUUUCGGAUGACAUUUUCGUAAUUUCUCGAGCGACGAAAGGCAAUUUUCUUUGGAUAUUGAAGGCUACAGAUCACGGAUUCGCCCUGAGGCUAUUCACCAACGAUGAUUGAGUCCAUUAAGCACCGAUUUGGGCAGAUUUAUUCCGGGUGAAUUUUUGGCAGAUUCCAAAGAGGUACCAUCACAGAUUUCGGGCGAUUUAUCCGAAAUGUCAUUUUCUUUCAAUUCUGGAGGCUACAGAUCACGGAAUCAGGCCGAGGCUAUUCUCCACCAAUAAUGAAGUUUAUUGAUCCUAUUCUCUAGGGAUGAUAAGUCCGUUAAGCAUCAAUUUGGGAAAAUUUAUUUUCGGAUGACAUUUUCGUAAUUUCUUGAGCGACGAAAGGCCAUUUUCUUUGGAUAUUGAAGGCUACAGAUCACGGAUUCGCCCUGAGACUAUUCUCCAACGAUGAUUGAGUCCAUUAAGCACCGAUUUGGGCAGAUUUAUUCCGGGUGAAUUUUUGGCAGAUUCCAAAGGGGUACCAUCACAGAUUUCGGGCGAUUUAUCGGAAAUGCCAUUUUCUUUCGAUUCUGGAGGCUACAGAUCACGGAAUCAGGCCGAGGCUAUUCUCCACCGAUAAUGAAGUCUAUUGAUCCUAUUCACCACGGAUGAUAAGUCCGUUAAGCAUCAAUUUGGGCCAAUUUAUUUUCUGAUGGCAUUUUCGUAAUUUCUCGAGUGACGAAAGGCCAUUUUCUUUGGAUAUUGAAGGCUACAGAUCACGGAUUCGCCCUGAGGCUAUUCUCCAACGAUGAUUGAGUCCAUUAAGCACCGAUUUGGGCAGAUUUAUUCCGGGUGAAUUUUUGGCAGAUUCCAAAGGGGUAACAUCACAGAUUUUGGGCGAUUUAUCCGAAAUGUCAUUUUCUUUCGAUUCUGGAGGCUACAGAUCACGGAAUCAGGACGAGGCUAUUCUCCACCGAUAAUGAAGUCUAUUGAUCCUAUUCUCCAAGGAUGAUAAGUCCGUUAAGCAUCAAUUUGGGCCAAUUUAUUUUCUGAUGGCAUUUUCGUAAUUUCUUGAGCGACGAAAGGCCAUUUUCUUUGGAUAUUGAAGGUUACAGAUCACGGAUUCGCCCUGAGGCUAUUCUCCAACGAUGAUUGAGUCCAUUAAGCACCGAUUUGGGCUGAUUUAUUCCGGGUGAAUUUUUGGCAGAUUCCAAAGGGGUAACAUCACAGAUUUUGUGCGAUUUAUCCGAAAUGCCAUUUUCUUUCGAUUGUGGAGGCUACUGAUCACGGAAUCAAGCCGAGGCUAUUCUCCACCGAUAAUGAAGUCUAUUGAUCCUAUUCUCCAAGGAUGAUAAGUCCGUUAAGCAUCAAUUUGGGCCAAUUUAUUUUCUGAUGGCAUUUUCGUAAUUUCUUGAGCGACGAAAGGCCAUUUUCUUUGGAUAUUGAAGGCUACAGAUCACGGAUUCGCCCUGAGGCUAUUCUCCAACGAUGAUUGAGUCCAUUAAGCACCGAUUUGGGCAGAUUUAUUCGGGUGAAUUUUUGGCAGAUUCCAAAGGGGUACCAUCACAGAUUUCGGGCGAUUUAUCCGAAAUGCCAUUUUCUUUCGAUUCUGGAGGCUACAGAUCACGGAAUCAGGCCGAGGCUAUUCUCCACCGAUAAUGAAGUCUAUUGAUCCUAUUCUCCAUGGAUGAUAAGUCCGUUAAGCAUCAAUUUGGUAAAUUUUAUUUUCGGAUGGCAUUUUCAUUAUUUCUUGAGCGACGAAAGGUCAUUUUCUUAGGAUAUUGAAGGCUACAGAUCACGGAUUCGCCCCGAGGCUAUUCUCCAACGAUGAUUGAGUCCAUUAAGCACCGAUUUAGGCAGAUUUAUUCCGGUUCAAUUUUUGGCAGAUUCCAAAGGGGUACAAUCACAUAUUUCGGGCGAUUUAUCCGAAAUGCCAUUUUCUUUCGAUUCUGGAGGCUACAGAUCACGGAAUCAGGCCGAGGCUAUUCUCCAACGAUAAUGAAGUUUAUUGAUCCUA
Messenger RNA from Linum trigynum, 5603 nucleotides. The record is from the annotation of a GenBank genome assembly. NCBI's taxonomy places the organism in Eukaryota, Viridiplantae, Streptophyta, Magnoliopsida, Malpighiales, Linaceae.